This is a messenger RNA of Melanotaenia boesemani (Boeseman's rainbowfish), 9380 nucleotides long. RefSeq names its product nuclear receptor coactivator 2-like. Gene Ontology annotation, molecular function: nuclear receptor binding; protein dimerization activity. Gene Ontology annotation, biological process: cellular response to hormone stimulus; positive regulation of transcription by RNA polymerase II. Gene Ontology annotation, cellular component: nucleus. The transcript is spliced from 23 exons. NCBI's taxonomy places the organism in Eukaryota, Metazoa, Chordata, Actinopteri, Atheriniformes, Melanotaeniidae. The record is from RefSeq and is a predicted model, not a curated record. The coding region runs from base 332 to 4876 and encodes 1514 amino acids.
CAAUGCGAGGUGGAGUAAAAGAAUGGAAGAGACAGCCAGCUCUGCGGUGUGGUAAUGAGAGGAGGUGGAGGUGGUGUGGAGGGAGGAGGAGGAGGAGGAGGGGGUCUACUGGUAAAGAUAAACAGCCGAGGAACUUCUGAGCCAGAUGAACAUGGCGGCUCCGGCUCUGGACGCUCCUGCCGCUCUAUCCCGCUGACCGACACCUCGUCGACUAAACAUCCCGCACCGCACGCGCCCAUGGCCGCACAACUGUCAGAAAAAACUGACUGACCUUGCAAAGUAGGUGUUUAUCCAGGAUGUUUUGUAUAUGAGUUGCUGAUAAGUGCUGAAGAUGAGUAAUGGUGGGGGGGACACCCCUGAGGCCCCCAGAGGGGAGCCUGUAAAGAGGAAAGACUUUCAGUCAGACCUCCUGGGACCCAGCCCUAAAAGGAAUACUGAGAGACGGAACAGGGAGCAGGAGAACAAAUACAUUGAGGAGCUGGCAGAGCUGAUCUUUGCCAACAUCAACGACAUGGAUGACCUCAACGUCAAGCCCGACAAAUGCGCCAUCCUCAAAGAGACGGUGAAGCAGAUCCGGCAGAUCAAAGAGCAGGAUAAAGCUCCGGUGGCUGAUGCAGAGGUGCAGAAGGCAGAUGUCUCAUCAACAGGGCAGGGGGUUAUUGAUAAGGACACUCUUGGGCCGAUGAUGCUGGAGGCUCUGGAUGGCUUCUUCUUUGUGGUCAACAUGGAGGGCAACAUAGUGUUUGUGUCGGAGAACGUCAGCCAGUAUUUGCACUAUCAGCAGGAAGAGCUGAUGAACACCAGUGUCUACAGCGUGCUACAUGUUGGAGAUCAUGCAGAGUUCAUCAAGAACCUUCUGCCAAAGAGCAUGGUCAACCAUCGCGGCAGUGAUUCAUCCCACAGGAACAGCCACACCUUCAACUGCCGUAUGCUGGUGAACCCUCGCGCCGACGGCGAAGCUCGGCUGGCUGUUGACCAGCAGGACACAGCGCAGCAGAAAUAUGAGACCAUGCAGUGUUUUGCAGUCUCUGAACCCAAGUCUAUCAAAGAGGAGGGCGAAGACUUCCAGUCCUGCCUCAUAUGUGUGGCGAGAAGAGUUCAUGUCAAAGACCGGCCUGUCAUGCCAACAAAUGAGAGCUUCACCACACAGCAGGACCUUCAAGGUAAGAUCACGUCACUGGAUACCAGUCUGCUCCGAGCCUCUAUGAAGCCAGGCUGGGAAGACCUGGUCCGGCGCUGCAUCCAGAGGUUUCAUCUGCAGAAUGAUGGGGAGAUGUCCUUCGCCAAGAAGCACCAGCAAGAAGUGUUGAGGAUUGGCCAUGCGCUCAGCCCUCUUUACCGUUUCUCCCUGGCAGAUGGAACCAUCGUCUCAGCUCAAACAAAGAGCAAACUGAUCCGAUCUGCAGCCACCAACGAGCCCCAGCUCUACCUGUCUCUGCACAUCCUGCAGAGAGAAAACAUCAGUGGCAUGACUGCAGACAUGCCCGGCAGCCAGGGCAUAGCCAAGCCAAUGACCCCAACCAGCAUGAGCGGACCCUCCCCUUCACCUGAUGCCAGUGUCACCAGCAACACCCACCACUCCACAGCAGCUUCAAGCACCGCUGGACGUGGUUUUGGGGCUGUUUCAGGACGGGCAACCACGCCUCAGGGAAACUGCCAUGCACUCAAGCCAGGCAGCCCUUGUGCCCAGGGUAGCCCGAGCGUGACCUCAGGGGCCCAGAGUGCCAUGUUGUCCCCAUGUCAUCGCCAGAGCCCGAGCUGUAGCAGCCCUCACCUUCCCCAACAGCCGUCUGGCUCUUUCUCUCCUGCAGCCAGCCUCCAAUCGCCAUCGUCUGUGUGCAGCAGCACAGGAAACAGCCAAGGGUUUAACUCCCUUAGCGCACUGCAAGCUCUAAGCCAGGGCCACAGGAUUUCCCAGGGACUCACCGAGGGACCGCAUUCAGAGUCACCUGACCGAAAACCAGUUGCCCUUCAGAGCCCCCUUCAUAGCACCAACACUGGAAGCCAACUAGCCAAGAGCAACCCCAGUUUAGAGGCUGACUUAUUUGGAACUUUUGAAGAGCAGGAAGAACUGUUGUCCUCCCGCAACCAAGAGGGUGCUCAGGGGGAGGGAAAAGACAUUGAUACUGAAAGCUUGGGAGGAAAUGGAAUUCUCGGGGACCAUGGUGAUGCCCCAAACCACCAUCUGAACACCAAAGGUCAAACCAAACUGCUCCAGCUCCUCACAACCAAGUCAGAACCCUCUGAUCCCUGCUCACCAUCAGGGACCCUGGGGGAUGACCAGAACUGUAAGGACCAGCUUGGUGGGGCUGGGGGUGUAGGCGGGUUGGCACAUCACAACCAGACCACCUCUUUAAAGGAGAAACACAAAAUUCUUCAUAGGUUGCUGCAGAACAGCACCUCACCUGUGGAGCUGGCCAAGCUAACAGCCGAGGCAACUGGAAAGGACCCCAUUGGUCCAGAGCCUGCUUCGGGGGAUAGCAUGGCUGCUCUGGGUGAACUCUGCAUAAAGCAAGAGCCAGGGAGCCCCAAAAAGAAGGACAAUGCAUUGCUUCGCUUUCUUCUGGACAGGGAUGAUAACAGCAUUCUGGAUAAAGCCAUCAAGGAGCCUGUCGAUGGACUGAAGCUGUCCAAUGUUAAGACUGAGAAGCAAGAAGCAGCUUUCACCAUGGCAGACCAGACCAGUGAGCUUGAGGACCUGCUGGAGGACCUGCAAAGUGGCGGCCAGCAGCAGCAGCAGCUGUUCCCCAGUCAGCCACCAUCCUCUUCAUCUUCUUCCUCUUCUGUGCCACCUGGCUCCUCUGUGGACAAACAGGCCAUCAUCAAUGACAUCCUGCAGAUGACUGACAGCAGCAGCAGCAGGAGCAACUCGCCCGGCCAGCACAGAGCCUUCCCUCCCAUCGGUCCUGCAACAGGUUUUAAUGGCGCCAGGCCGGGCCAGCCAGGUCAAGGCGCUCCUCCAGUCAGGAGCAUGUCUCUGGAUGGCAGCAUGGGCCCCAGUCCCACCAGGUCGUUCCCUCCUCAGCACAGGAACAGCAGCCCCUACUCCUUACUGCAGCAGCAAGGCAUGCCAGGAUCCCACAACAGCAUGGCCAACACAGGCAUCAGGGGUAACAUGCAGCAAGGCUGGGGUCCCCAGGGCCCCAUAGGGAGCACUGCAGGGUCAAUGAUGGGGCAGGGGGUUGGUCGCAUGGUCCCCAACAUGAAUCCUGCACUCCCUGCAAGAGGUGGUGGCCCACCUGGAUCCAGAACCAUGGUCAACAUGCAAAUGAUGGGCAAUGACAUGGAGAUGGCAGCGCCGCCAUACCACCAUCAGCAGGCUCCGCCCAAUCAGACUGCGCCAUGGCCAGACCGAAUGCUGAUGGAUCAUUAUGGGAAUCAAACCAGGCCACCGUACGGCAUUCCCCAGGAGGAAGGGGUCGGGUGUUGUGGGGCGGGGCCUGAGGGCCAGCCUGAUGAAGGAGCUCUCCUAAACCAGCUCUGCUCAGUGCUUAAGGACUACGAGGGUCUGGAGGAAAUUGACAAGAUGCUAGGAAUCCCCACUCUGGCAGGACAGGGUCCUCUGUCAGAGCAGGACCAGUACUUGGGUUCCUCCGACCCUUCUGCCAGCCUGAAACCUCCUCUCUACAGUCAACACUACAGUGGUCAGCCAGGUUAUGGCGGCAUGCCUCCUGAUAGUGGUUACCAUGGUGCAUCCAUGGGUGGCCACAUGGGACCUCAGAGGAUGGCACCUGCCAGUUACCCCCCAAUGAUGAGGAUGCCUGGUGUGGCAGGGCCUAGGCCUGCUAGCAUGAGACCAGGAGGGCCCAAUCCAGUGGUCCCCCAACAGCCCAACAACCUGAGGCUCCAGCUGCAGCACAGGCUCCAAGCCCAGCUGAACCGUCAACCAAUGGUGAAUCAAAUGGGUGGAGUUUCCAAUAUAAAUCUACCUCUACGGUCUAAUGUACCAACCCAGGGAACUCUCAACGCCCAGAUGCUGGCCCAGCGUCAGCGCGAGUACCUCAGCAACCACCUGCGGCAGCGGCAGCAGCAGCAUCAGCAUCAACAACAUGUGCAUCAGCAGCGUGCCAUGAUGAUGCGGACUCAGGGCAUCAAUCUGCCUCCUAACAUGCCCAGCGGGGGUGCCGCUCCUACACCGAUGCCCAUGGGCAGCACCAACCCACGGCUACCGCAGGGCAACCUACAGCAGUUCUCCUACCCGACCUCCAGCUACGGUACAGGCCUGCCCUCUCCUCCUCCACCUCAUCCUCCUCAUCCUGGCUCCUCCAGUCCCUUCUCCUCCCCUCUCUCCCCAAGUCAUCUUCUAGCCAGCCAGAGCAUGAUGGGAAAUAUAGGCGGGCAGUACAGCGGUGUAAUGAGUCCGCCAUCACAGCACAGUGCCUUCCAGUUCAGCGGUUCAGGAAUGAGCCAGCAGCAGCAACACCAGGAUUCAGUGUCAUGCUUCCCAUGUGGAGCUGCCACCCCACAGAGCCCACUUCUGUCCCCUAGGAUGGGGCAGGUUCAAGGCCCUAUGAUGCAGCAGAACCAGGGCCAAACCCAGCCCCAGGCUCCCAUCCAGGGAGGACCCCACAGCUACCAGCCUAGUACCGAUCCCAACGGAUGGUCGCAACCUGCUAAUAUCUCCACCAGCAACAGUGUGUACCCCCAACAGUCCCAGUCUCAGUACUCCACACAACCCAGUGGAGGAAUAUACAACAACAGCAGCAACAUGAACUUGGGAGUUGGCAUCGGCAGCAGCAGUGGCAACAUGAACCCAAUGUCGGGGCAGAUGAGCUCCAUGAAUGACCAGGUGAGUGACAGCAGCCUGAUCCUGGAGCAACUUGCAGGAAUUGACAUGUUGACACAAGAUGGUGAUGUCAAUUCUAAUUUCUGCUGACCACGGUUUUGGUUGAGACAAGGUUACAGAGGAAUCCUUACAAAAGAAACAGACACCUACUUAACUUGUGGAGAAGUAUGAAGAAGUUGAAGAAAACACUGCCCCUUCUAUCACACCAGCUAACUCAGAGGCACUACAGGAGAAGGUCAACCAAGACAUGCAAAACCCUCUGAUCUGCAGUCACACUGGUCUAGAUCCUUUUCAUGUUUUAUGCAAAAAGGAAAAAAAGACAAAGUAAUAAAUCACAAAAUUACAGGGAAACUGCCAUCUGAACCAUCAUAACAAGCAAAGGCACAAUUGUAUGAUAAUCGUGGAGCUUUUAGGGACACAUUUCAGUUAUUAACUAUAGCUUAUACUAUCAUUGAUAAAUAAUCUGUACAUGUUAUGUCCUAUUUAUCAGAGCAUUUACUCUAAACAUGCACCUGCAUAGUGAAACAAUCAAGUAAAUGCUCUGAAAGCAAAAUGCAGUCAUGUUUACUCGUUAAAGAGUACAUUUCCUUUUAAAUUAAGUAUUUUCCACAUGCAUUGACUAAAAUUAGUUUAAUGUCUGAAAACUUCAGAUUUAUUAUUAUUAUUUUUUUUUAGAAUAUCAGGUUAUAUGCGUUUUUUUUUUUAGCUACUGAGCUGUAUAAUUUCACAAACACAGGAUUUUUACCCACAGAUGUUAGUGGCACUUACAUAAGAAAAAAAAUGAAUAAAUAGGUAAACACUGGAAUUUGAGGCAAGAAGCUGUAUGGCUUUUAAACCACUUGCAGUAAAACUAUCUCUGUUUCUGGGAAGUGAACAUAACCACUGUGAACAACACCUAUUGCUAUUUGGAAGCCUCAGCUUAGCUGUAUAGAUCUUUUUUGGAGUUAGAAGCUCCAUAAACAGAAGCACACCAAUCAGAACAAUAAAUCCAACUAAUGAAAAUUUAUCAGUGGUGUUGCUCUGUCAGGUACUUCUACACUGGCUCUACUUUUAACAAGUCAUAAUGUUGUAUUUUAUGUGCAGCUGAUGAACAUGGAUGUUUGCUGUAAGAAUGUGUUGUGGUUUUCCCACUAAUCACCCAGCUGUAAUCGUCUCUGAGGCAGUGUGUUGAUGAUGGACUAACGUUUGUGUCUGUUGUGUGUGUGUAUGAAGCUGAAACAAAGUUUGACACUGUAGAGAUAAAUUAAAUGAAACCUCUAGAUUUUAUCUCAUGUGGUUCUGCUCCAGAACCUGACUGAAGAUGAUGAUGAAAAAUCUGUUAAAAUUUAGUUAUUUAUAGUUUGAAGAAAUUUUAGAGAUUAUAAAUAAUUCAAGAUUAUCUAAGAAAACCUCUGAAAAUGGUACUCAAUGAUUUUUAAAUUAAUAUAUUUAAACUAUAGUUACAGUACAGGGGACUUGCAUCCCUAUUUAAAAGAGAUGCAAGUCUGCUGUUAAAGUCUGCUUUUUGAAUGAAGGUGAAAGUGUAUAGAUAGUGUACAUAGAUUUUUGGUAUCCUAUUUGUUUUCCUAAGUGGUAUUGUAAAGCAGCAGUUUGGAGCUCAGUAAACAUUAGCAGAAGCAGACCAGAAAAAUGUCACUGGUUAAAUAUAAUGGCUCUUUUAGCUUCAACAAAAAAUCUGUUGAAAUUUGGUACAGUCUGACUCAGUUGUACUGUACUGAAAGUUAGCAUGCUAACACCCCAAGUUAGAUUUAAAUCUUAUUUCUGUUAAUUAAUAGUGUAAAGGCACUGUUAGCACACACAUUAGCACAUAGAAAGCAUAAAGGUUUUUGUUCUUGGUGGCAAAUAGUAGCUUUACUUCCCCUUUAGCAAUUUGGGUGUUAGCACAUUAGCAUUACAGCCCUGUUUUGCUGGUGUAGCUGCUAAUACAUGUACAUGUACAUGGUAACAUAGCUGUUAGCUUGAUGUUAUUCUUGUUUGACUUACUUUCAGACCACAUUUUCUGGAGAAACUUUUAACUAGUGACAUUAUUUCUGCCUUCAAAGCAGCUUUGUCUUUAAACGUGUGUGCAUCCAAUAAUACAACAUGCUAAUACAACUUAUUUCAAAAUGUGGGCCUGCAGGAAUGAUUCUUUCAUUACAUGUACUACCUAGCUUAACUUUUUGUCAUGCUAAAGGACUUGUCAAACUUGUUUUGUUUUUCUUUUCUUUUCUUUUGGAGGGGGAGGGGGAUUGUUAUUACUUUGGUACAUUUCUGUCUAGUUAUCAUGCACUAAGAAAUCUUGACCUGGUUCUUAUAUCACUGAUUUUUUUUUUAACUAAAUUAAACUUUUAUCUUUACUAUCCAAAAACAUUUGAACUUUUACAGUAUAGAGCAAUGUUGAUAAUAGUUUCAGUGCAUCAGUUUCAAAGGUGCUGUUUUAUUAGGUGCCAUUUCAUACCGGUAACCUUUGAACUGUAACUGGAGACUAUUUGUUGAACCCCUUUCUGUCUAUUAUUUAUUUAUUUUCUUUAAGAUGAUUUAAAAUCUGUUAAGCCCAUACUGUAAUUGUGUAAUGGAUGGAAAAUGCUAACUGAAACACUGUAAAGAAAAUCAAGCAUUUUGAUUUCUUUCUACAUUUGUUUUUACUCACUCUUGACUCCAGCAUGUAAAAGUGUAAAAUCUCAGAUUAAGGUUGUCAAGCUACAAGCCAUGGAAAUGUUCUGAAUGUCAAACUCGUUGCAGGAUUAGGGUGGAGCUGAACAUUCAUAUACAGUGUCUCCUAAUUUUGUACAUGAAGGAACUGUUAAACUGAUGCAAUGUACGGAAUAUUUUAUACAUUAACUGCUAGAAUACUGCAAUUUCUUGUAAAUACUUUGAGAUGCUCAGCAUAGCAUAAUGCCUUAGUUGAUUCUCUCUGUGGUCUGUAACUGUACGGUUUAACAGAGUACCAUUCGUGUCACAGUGCUGAGUGAGCAAUUCACCACUUAAUUCAGCUGAUGAGGUAAUAGAUGAGCUGAGUGUUUUUUUUUUUUUUUUUUUUUAAUUAAAUAUCCCUGUGAGAUGUCAGGCUACAAGUCAACCUGACGAUCAACUCCUGGAAAUGAUGGUUAUAUCAGCAGGUGCAAAUUUUUCUAAUUUUGUCUGUAGUUACAGUGUUUUGACAUUCUCCCUGACUAACAUGUUUUGUUUUUGUUUUGUUUUCUAAAGGGGCAUUAAGUAUUGUUUUUUUUUUUUUCUUCUUUUCUUUUAAAAUUCCCAUUUAAGUGCGUUGAGAUAACAUCAUAGUUAGACAUGCAACAAGUGAUCCAGCUGAUGUUUUUUUUCCUACUGAUGUGGUAUUUUAUGCACAGAGAGCUUAAUAUUGAAAAUAUUGUAAAAGGAAGUUAGGUACUGGGUAUGUUUUAUUGAUGCUUGUCUUGAAUUCAGUGUUUUUACUAGAUUACUCCAAAAAGUUCAAGUUCAAGUAUUUCUGCAGUUACCCUUUUUUUUUAUUUGCAUCAUGUUAUCCAUCAUAUUUAGAAUUGGGGCUAUGUUUUUUACCUUGUGUAGACUACAACCCCAGUUUGGAGAGGAAACCAAAGAUGGUGGCACUAACAGCAAAGCACAUUUUAGCCAGCUAAAAAUAUCGGCAUCAGUCUAAGUAUGUGCUAUGUUUAGAGUAUUGUCACUGCUUUAUCUUGCUGUCUGAAGCUGUUGUAUGGCUCUCUCUGAAGCCAUCACACCCCCUCAGACAAAUGUAUUUAACCUUGAAAAAAAUUCUACAUUUUCUGACCCAGCACUGCAUCUUUCUCCUAGCUUGUGUUUUAUGACUUUGGUGUUUGAACAGGUCAGUUUAAUUCUGAACUACGUCUUUUAAACAGUUGUGUUUAAGCAUAGCCAUGCAUGAAAUUUGUUGAUUCUGUUAAUGUAAAUUGGGAAGUAUUUGUUCAAACAUGUGACUGUUUUACUGUUUUCUCUUUGAUGCGCAAAUAUUUAACAUGGAGGGUCAAUAUGAAGUCAUACAGAAGAAGGAAAUGUGACAAUGUAACCCUUUAAAUAAGAUAAAUGAAUUCACCUCUUUGGCCAAAAUGGAGAGAAUGCCGUCAGUUUUUCCUCUUUUUUUCAGCUAUAGUUUUUCCUCUUUUAUAUUUAAAGCUCAUAAAAUCUGAAAUCUCUGCUUUCAAGAUCAUACAGCUGAUACUGAUCUGCAUCCUAACCACUAAUAUGUUAUAGAAAUCAUACUUACUGCCCCUUUUAACAGCAUUUUCUCUUGGAUGAUGACACAACAAAACAUUAUGUGAAUUAUCUCUGCUUUUAAAAUGCAUUUGGCAUCCUGGAACCUGAUCUCAGAAUAAGAUGUCAAAGCAGAAAGAGAGUAUGGGGUUCAAAGAUCACUGUUUUAGUUUGAGAUAUGUUUUGUUCUUUAUUAUUUCAUUUGAAGUAUCCUAUGCUGUGAAGUUCAUAUUAAACAUCUCAGCAGUGACACGGUCCAGUACAGGCUGUUUAUUCAGAGUGUGGGUGUUUUAUUACACAGAUACUUACACACUAUGCAAACUGUCAACUCUAAUGUUGCUUCUGCCAAUGCUGCUUGUUAAUUUAUGAUUUAUGCGACUGUAAAUAAAUUAUUUUUAUUGAA